Molecule: messenger RNA, 1131 nt
Organism: Ogataea philodendri
Lineage: Eukaryota; Fungi; Ascomycota; Pichiomycetes; Pichiales; Pichiaceae
Exons: 1
Coding region: 1-1131 (376 amino acids)
Biological process (GO): translation
Cellular component (GO): ribosome; mitochondrial large ribosomal subunit
Molecular function (GO): structural constituent of ribosome
Source: RefSeq, a predicted model, not a curated record
AUGUUCACCUCCAAGUUGGUUUCGCUGGUGUGCGACAAAGUCAAGACGUCGCUUUCUGUUGGACACCAGAGUAUUUUCCAGGUGAGAACCGCCACCAAAAGAGCUGGUGGUUCCAGAACCCAUAUGAAGGAUUCUGCAGGAAAACGUCUUGGUCCAAAGAAAGGUGACGGAGAGGUUGUUGAAGUUGGCCAGAUCAUCAUGAGACAGAGAGGAACCAAGUGGUAUCCUGGAGAAAACACCGGUAUUGGAAAAGACCACACCAUAUUCGCUCUGGAGCCCGGUUUCGUGCGGUACUAUCUCGAUCCGUUCCAUCCAAGACGUAAAUUCAUUGGUGUUGUACUAAACCAGAAAGAUCGUUUGCCAUACCCGCAUUUUGAACCUACGAAGAGAAGAUUUGGCCGUUCGCUCAUCAAGAAGCCUGAGGCUGCUCAAGAAGAGGUUGACUUCAAGAAACGGAAAGAAGAAGCUCUGUUACCUCAGAUUCUGCAAGCAGCAUCUGAGCGUGAAGAGAAACGGAGCCAAAGACUCGCACAGCUGCGAGAGGAAAUGACUCAGUUCAUCCAGCUCGAAUCAUCAGAGGCCAAGGACCUUGCUGCUGAGAGACUCGUCAGCAUUGAUAGAUUCCUCAAAGGAGGUAAGUCUUUGGAAGACGCCCAAUUUUACACCACCUACAACUAUCUCUACGAUCUCAAGUUGGAGCUGCGUAAAAACGCAAUCACCCAGGAACAGCACGAUGCCCAAUCACAAGAGUACACAGCAGUGGCCAAGUCUGUUGACGAGAAUAUCAUGUUUGACCACUCCUUCAACAUCUGCGCAUACAAGACUCCAGAGACCAUCAAGCAGAACCAGGCUGCUGCUCUCGAGGAGCUGAAGACCAUUGUUGUUCCUAACCAGCCGCGUACUAAGGAGCUGAAGGAGAAGGUGUUGUCUAUUCUCAAGAGCACAGACAACUGUUUUUCGCUCUCUCAACAACUCGACUUGAAGCGUCGGUUCCUCAAGCCUGUUCUUUCUGAGGUUGAAGGUCUGGUUGCCGACAAGCCAGGUAAGAAUACCGUUACCAUUUUGCGGAUGAAUCACGAAACCCGCAAGGUCGAUACCGUCUACCGUCCAAAAGAAGCGUUCUUGCCUUAA